AUGGCGGAGACAGACAGUUUGGUGUUCUUCGUGAAUGGUAUAAAGAUAGAGGAAAGGCAGCCUGAUCCAGGUCUCUCGUUGCUGCAGUACCUGCGUCAUAAAUUGCGCCUGACCGGAAGUAAGGGUGGCUGUGCAGAAGGAGGAUGUGGCGCGUGUACCGUAAUGGUGUCAGAGUAUGACCACAAAGCACAGAAGAUCAGGCAUUUUUCGGUCUUUGCUUGCAUCCUGCCCGUAUGUUAUCUCCAUGGUCUGGCUGUCACUACAGUAGAGGGUAUAGGCAGCACCAAGACCAGGCUACACCCAGUACAGAAAAGGUUAGCGGAGGCGCACGGCUCCCAGUGUGGAUUCUGUACCCCUGGUAUGGUCAUGUCCAUGUACGCGCUCCUCAGGAACAACCCUCAGCCUACUGAAGACCAAAUUCGCCGAUUCCUAGAUGGAAACCUGUGUCGAUGUACUGGCUACAGACCUAUACUUGAUGGAUUUCGGACAUUCGCAAAGCCUAAGGAUGUCUCCAGCAUGACGUAUUAUUCGCCAUACGAUCCGACACAAGAACCCAUCUUUCCUCCAGAGCUAAAGAACAAGUGGACAUUUUACCAAGAGAAAUCAGUCGUGUUCAAAUGUGGCAAUUGCACGUGGUACAGACCAUCCACCCUGGCUGAGGUACUUGACCUGAAGUGUCGACAUCCUGAAGCAAAGAUUGUUCUGGGGAAUACAGAGAUAUCAGUUGAGACUCACUGCAAGGGUCGGACAUACCAUGUGUUGAUCGAGGCCACCAGCGUCCCGGAACUCAGGCAGAUUUCAAGGUCACCGUCAGGGAUAACGUUCGGCUCGGCCGUCACUAUCACCAACGUUAUUGAUACAUUGCAAACUGUUGUCAGUGACACGCCAGAGUAUGAAACACGGGUGUUCCGUGGUUUUCUGGACGUUCUGCGAUGGUUCGGCAACACACAGAGUAUCGGUGGCAACAUUAUUGCGUCCAGUCCAUUGUCUGACCUCCUCCCGAUGCUUAUGGCUGCCGGCGCCACCAUCAGCGUGGCGAAGAAAGGCUCCGCUAUUAGGCACUUCACGAUUGACUCCAGCUUCCAUGUCAAGUACAGGUCAACGUGUCUGGACUCCGAUGAUGUCCUGAUGUCUGUAACAAUCCCUGCAUCAAACAAGAACGAGUUCUUCCACGGCUACAAGCAGGCAGGCAGGAAGGAAGGUUGUGUUGCAACAUGCAAUGCAGGUAUGAGAGUCGUAUUUGAGGACAACUCAAACAUCGUUAAAGACAUCUAUCUUGCCUAUGGGUGCAUGGCACCGACCACCAUCCUGGCAACUAACACAAGGAACGCACUUAUUGGCAGUCGUUGGCAGGGCGAUCUGGUAACCAAGGCAACCUCCCUGUUGGCUGAGGAACUGCAGCUGGAACCGGGGGUUCCUGGAGGGAUGUGUGAAUACAGACAAUCACUUACAACCAGCUUCUUCUUUAAGUUCUACCUGUCUGUACAACGUGCUUUGUGUCAUCAGAAUGGGACUGCAUCAGAGAUACCCCGACAUUUCCGAAGUGCUUUAUCGGACAUCGACUACCCAUUGCCAAGUCCCAGUCACGUGUACGAUGACGUCAGUUCCGGUCAGCCACCAGACGACAUUGGGAGGACGUGUGUGAUACAACGCGCUACAGGAGAGACAAUGUAUCUGGACGACAUUGCGGCAAGUGAAGGUGAGACUUUCCAUGUGGGUAACAUGGCGUCAAUUCAAGGUGAGAUUCUCCAUGCUGGUGAGAUGGCGUCAAGUGAAGGUGAGAUUCACUAUGUUGGUGAGAUGGCGUCAAGUGAAGGUGGGAUUCUCCAUGUUGGUGAAAUGUCGUCAAGUAAAGGCGAGAUUCGCCAUGUGAGUUACAUGACGUCAAGUGAAGGUGAGAUUGUUCAUGUUGGUGAGAUGGCGUCAAGUGAAGGGGGAGAUUUGACGUCAAGUAAAGGUGACAUUCUCCAUGUUAGGGAGAUGGCAUCAGGUGAAGGUGAGAUUCUCCAUGUUGGGGAGAUGGCAUCAGGAGAAGGUGAGAUUCUCCAUGUUGGGGAGAUGGCAUCAGGAGAAGGUGAGAUUCUCCAUGUUGGGGAGAUGGCAUCAGGAGAAGGUGAGAUUCUCCAUGUUGGGGAGAUGGCAUCAGGAGAAGGUGAGAUUCUCCAAGUUGGGGAGAUGGCUUCAGGGGAAGGUGAGAUUCUCCAUGUUGGGGAGAUGGCAUCAGGAGAAGUAGAGAUUCUCCAUGUUGGGGAGAUGGCAUCAGGGGAAGGUGAGAUUCUCCAUGUUGGGGAGAUGGCAUCAGGAGAAGGUGAGAUUCUCCAUGUUGGGGAGAUGGCAUCAGGAGAAGGUGAGAUUCUCCAUGUUGGGGAGAUGGCUUCAGGGGAAGGUGAGAUUCUCCGUGUUAGGGAGAUGGCAUCAGGAGAAGGUGAGAUUCUCCAUGUUGGGGAGAUGGCAUCAGGAGAAGGUGAGAUUCUCCAUGUUGGGGAGAUGGCAUCAGGGGAAGGUGAGAUUCUCCAUGUUAGGGAGAUGGCAUCAGGGGAAGGAGAAUUAUUUAUGGCACUGGUGCUGAGUGAGAGACCACACGCUUGCCUUGUCAGUGUUGACGCUACGGAGGCGCUCACUCUGUCUGGGGUGGUGGACUUCAUCACGCACAAAGACAUCCCAGGGGAGACAACCUGGGGACAGCCGGGAUCUCAAGAAGAGGUUUUCGCCUCUGACGUGGUGCUGUGGCGCGGUCAGACUGUAGGCGCCAUUGUUGCAGAGAGUACACGAUCCGCCGAACACGCUGCUUCUAUGGUCAAGAUCGUCUACGAAGACCUUCCGUAUAUUCUUACAAUUAAGGAAGCAAUAAAAAACGUCUCCUUCCACGGAGAACCCCAGACUCUGACCAGUGGCGACUCCGAGUCUGCCUUCAACACCUGCGACCACGUGCUGGAGGGGGAGGCUCGGACCGGGGCCCAGGAACACUUCUACCUGGAGACAAUGGGCAGCCUGGUCAUCCCGGGGGUGGAGGAUGGGAAGAUAGAGGUCUAUACCGGCACACAAUCUGCAUCAUAUUCACAGGAAUCCAUCUGCAAGGUUUUGGGAGUAACUUCAAACAAGGUCGUCGUCAAAGUCAAAAGUUCUGGGGAACCUUUGUAUGGCAAACAAACACGCAACCUGCUCACCACCCUACCAGCAGCUGUGGCAGCCCACGGAUUGGGGAGACCUGUACGGUGUGUUCUGGACAGACACGUUGACACGACCAUCACUGGGAAUCGGUUCCCGACCUGGGCACAUUACAAGGUUGGAUUUAACAGUGACGGCAAUAUCAUCGCCUACAGUGUCAACAUCUACGUGAACGCAGGGAUGUCAGUGGAUCAGUCACGGGAGGUGGUUCAUCAGAUGAUGAUGCACGUCGACGCCAGUUACAGCAUCCCCAACUUGACAUUCAGAGGGCACUCUUGCAAAACGAACCUACCCUCUAACACACCGCUUCAAGGAUUUGGCGUCCCACAAGUCACCCUGGUUACCGAGCAGAUGAUACAGCUAGUAGCAGACACCCUUCAAAAAAAACCAGAACAGGAGGUGAGUGUCACUGUGAAGAUUGACGCGGAUGGAUCUGUCGUCAUCUCGCCGGUCGGGGGGACGCCGGGGCAUAGCGAUAACACCCAGAUGGUCCAGAUCGUCAGUGAUGAGCUAAAUGUGCCCACAUCCUUCGUCCGGAUUGAUGAGAGCAGCGAGACUGGCAACCCGUCACUUAAUGCAGACGCAACCAAUGAAGACAUCUGGGGCCUUGCGGUGCUGGAUGCGUGUCAGAUACUCUAUGGCCGCCUAUUACCUUUUAUUGGUGUCAGCUCUGAUGAAACGUGGGAGGAUGUGGUUCUUGCUGCGGUCAACGAAAGAGUCGACCUGAUGGCUUCUGGUGUCUACAGGGCGCCUGGUCUUCACUGCGACGCCGCUAGCGACAACGACUCUGACCGGAACUACGUUGUGUGUGGCGCCAGCUGUUCUGAGGUCGAGGUCGACUGUUUGAGUGGGGAGCUUCGCGUGACCAGGACUGAUCUCGUCAUUGACGCCGGUCGCAGUGCAAACAAAGCGGUCGACAUUGGCCAGAUUGAGGGUGCAUUUAUGCUAGGCUACGGUCUAUACGUCCUUGAGGACUACCAACUCACCCCUAGCGGGAUGCUGCUCACCCAGGGGCCCGGCACCUACAAGAUACCUUCCAUCGGGAAUAUACCCACCCAGAUGAACGUUCACCUGCUAAAAGAUGUCGACAAUGACAGGACAAUGGACGAGUCGAAGGGUGUUACCGACAUGUCAGUGGUUCUUUCACUAUCUGCAUUCUUCGCCAUCGCUGACGCCGUCAAAUCAGCCAGAGCAGAUGCAGGCUGCACAGACCGGUUCCAGCUGGACUGUCCUGCUACUCCUGAAGCAGUCAGAAUGGCGUGUCAGGACCAGUUUACUCAAAAGAUCCAUCAUUCGUCAGACGACGCAUAUACUCCGACGACGAUAGACCUGUCCUAGAGGCACCCUGUGAUGGCAGUGUGGAUUGGGCGAGUUGACAUAUUGUGAUUUCGCAUGGGAAGAUACUAGUUGUCAUACAUGUAACUAGUUAUUGACACGGUGACUGUGCUGAAAGAGAAUUGUGGUAAUGGAGCAUUGUUUUGUAAUUUUGUACGGUUUAUUUCCAUUCGAAACCUCCACGUCGGGUUACCUUUCAUGUAAUUGUUCGAAGAAAGUGUUAUAUAUGGUUGAAACACCUAGCUAUAUGGACCCUUUACAACGAUAAACAUUU
Molecule: messenger RNA, 4777 nt
Organism: Haliotis rufescens (red abalone)
Lineage: Eukaryota; Metazoa; Mollusca; Gastropoda; Lepetellida; Haliotidae
Product: xanthine dehydrogenase/oxidase-like
Exons: 32
Coding region: 1-4506 (1501 amino acids)
Molecular function (GO): oxidoreductase activity; FAD binding; 2 iron, 2 sulfur cluster binding
Source: RefSeq, a predicted model, not a curated record